Molecule: messenger RNA, 3345 nt
Organism: Colletotrichum godetiae
Lineage: Eukaryota; Fungi; Ascomycota; Sordariomycetes; Glomerellales; Glomerellaceae
Exons: 5
Coding region: 1-3345 (1114 amino acids)
Cellular component (GO): cytoplasm; nucleus
Molecular function (GO): protein binding
Source: RefSeq, a predicted model, not a curated record
AUGUCUUCCAUCGAGUGGAAACGUUUGAACGAUGAGAUCACCCAACUCUACGUCACUGAAGAUAGAUCUGCGGAGGACACAAUCAGGACUUUGAACCAGAGACACAAGCUCAGAAUAACUAUCAAGCAGUUCAAAAGGCGAUAUUCAGGCAUGAAAAAGCUGCGCGCCAAUGAAUGGAGAGCCAUCAAACGAGAGAUGCGGAAGCAGAAAGCCGCAGGCAAGGAAUGCCUGGUCUUUCUUAAUGGGCGCCAGCUUGCCCCGGAACGGGUUGUCAGAGAGAUGCGUCGAUAUAGCGGCAUUCGCGGUCAAGAUGUAGAGGAUGGCAGUGUCCCACUUGACAUCGGUAUUGAUACCACAGAUCAGCAUCGGGUAGAACUACGCACAAAGGGCCUCUCAGAGAGCGAUAUCUCGGCAGGCGUCGGAUCGAGCGUUGCACGACUUUGUUUUUCAUCAGAUGCCACUUGUGUUAUAAAAUCUCAUGGCACAAACUCAGCAAAUAUUGAUUCUUUACAGGAGACCUUCCUCGAUAUGGACGGGAACGACCUAGACAUGAGCGCCCUAUUGGAGAACGAAUCACCGGAUCUGCAAACCGUGCAGACCAUGCUUUGCACACGCAGUGAUCAAGCAGGUGUGCACGGCAAUAGUGGAAAUACGACAUCAGCCAUGACUCAGCGACCGUUUCCAACGCCCGAAUUCUUCAUGCCGGGAUACGGUUUUCCUAAUCCAAGCAUGGUCCCGAAGUUUCGCUUCAAGAUACCAGCUCGCUUCUCGAAGAUGUUGCGUAGUAUGGCGGGGGAUAUUCCUCAAGUGAAUCACAUCAUGAAGUAUUAUCUCAAAGGGGAAAUCAAAAGUCGUGCCUCCAACGUCAACCAGCUCCGGUGGCUAGCCCGGCUGGAGACACGAAAUCCUUAUUCUGGCUGGACAGCUCUGGCGAGUGGUGACACUUCUCUACGUCUCAUGAAGCCGAUCUACUCCAUUGCAGAGGACGUUCUCUCUGGCGAAGGCGGCGACGGGAGUUAUCUUGAAAACGCAGAUGCAAAGAAUUGCCACAUUGCUAUGUGCAAAGAUCAGUGUUUGCUGAAUUUAUUCUUUGCCGUUGUUCUACAUCUUAUCUGCAACAACAUCGCAGGGGUUUGUGCAAUACCAUCACUUCUUGAGUGGGCGACAGAAAUGAAUGUCCUGGAUCAACUUGCAACCUACUUGAAGAUUAAUCCAGGCGACCCCGACGCUUUCUUAGAGGCAGCUAUACGAUGUCUCCAACUCGGCCUGGAUAAUUGCACUCCCUUGUCCAGAUCGCACUCUUCUCAAUCCUCAUGGUGGGAGCAGCUGAUUGAACUUUUCGACAAUAAGGGACUGGGAUUUUCCAAAAGAUUGUCCUCUCUUCUCCUUCAUGCUAUUGCAGAUACCACAUCAGUCUCGUCGGCAAGAAUAUUACUUGCCAAUGGAGCUGAUGUCAAUGUUACAGCACCCAUCACACAUGAUCAUAGAAGGUUCAGGGCUCAUCAAUCCUCUGACAUCUCUUUGGGACCCCCACUGUUCCAAGCUAUAUAUUCUACUCAAUACGACAUGGCAAAAGUCCUCAUCGAGGCAGGGUCGGAAAUCGACCGUUGCUAUAAUGGGAGUUCUCCUGAAGUAUCUUGCAACGCUCUCAGUAUUUCCUUUUCAGAAAGCAACCCGAAAUUUGCCGAAAUUCUGCUGGAGAAAGGAGCUCAAAUGCCCCCAUCGAUCAAAGUCGAUUUAUGGCCCAUGCGGAGGCUUUUGGAAUCAACUUGGAAGUUUUACCCAUGUCCGCUUCUUCGACAGUGGAUACUUGAUCACUUACCCCUCAUUGAUCUUGUCGUCAAAGCCGCGGGUAUCAGUAGCACUGAGCUCUCGAAAGUUCUUCUAGCACACAACAUCCUUCAGGAGGCAGCUUUGGAGUGCGCCUUACGUCGAGCCGUCAAGGCGGGAAACGUUCUUGCUGUGCAAACGCUACUCCAACGUGGCGUGGAUCCGAAUCCACCUCCAUGCCAAAUUGAAUGCUCAAAACGUCUAGGGAUUGACGAAGAAUUGGUAGCAGUGGCACCAAUAUGUUUGAUCGAUAAGGGCAUUAAUGAAGAUGAGAGACUCGACAUCAUGGUUCUCCUCUUGCGAGCUGGUUCAGACAUGCCCGAUCAAAUUCUCGAUUAUCUUCUUUUCGAACUUGGAGGGAACUCUACAAUACUCUAUCCUCUUUUAGUACCCCGCAUAUUAGCGACACCAAUACUUGGAGCUUCCGCUUUGGAGAAUGCAGUCGAUUGGGGCCUUUCUCACUGCAGCCUCCUUCUUGAUCACGGGGCUCCCUUAAACUACCAUGGACGCGGCGGAAUGAGCUGUUUACAACGAGCGGCAGGCAAAAACAACCUACUCCUAACACGUUUCCUCCUCGAAAAUGGUGCGGAUGCGAACUUCGCUGCUCAUGAGGAUGGAGGACGCACGGCGCUGCAGAGUGCUGUCGAACGCGGGGCAACUCCAGUCGUGGAAUUUCUCCUCAGUGUUGGAGCAAAUAUAAAGGCUGCUCCGGCGAAGAGGAACGGGGUUACCUUGCUUGAAGCCUUGGCCAAGUCUUCUUUCUUUAAUCUUGACUUAUCCUCGAAGUUAGAUCAGUUCCGAAAUUGGGUGGCCAAGGGUGCGCCUAUCAACCGCCCAGAUGGAGAUGACGGCAAGUUACUACACUACUUCGUCCGGUACUUCGAUCAUGCGUGCCUGGAAGAAGCAUUAGUCUUAGGGGCAAAAACAGACGCCAGAUGCCACGAGGUUCAGGAUGAAGAGGCCAUGGCAGACAUCAACGCGCCUCCGAGUGGUGCCUACGGCAGAACCGCAUUGCAAGAAGCGACUUGUAAUACCAGUGGACGGUGUGGUCAUGAGAUGAUGCAGCUUCUGCUUUCCUUCGGCGCAGAUGUUAACGCGCCACCUGUAAGGGAAGGCGGCAUCACGGCCUUACAGGGGGCAGCAAUCAGUGGCGAUUUGGGGGCUGCCAAGAUGCUGCUGGAGCGAGGAGCAGAUAUCAACGCCCCUGCCGCAGCUGAGAAUGGGAGGACGGCGAUUGAGGGAGCUGCCGAGCACGGCCGCCUGGACAUGGUCCAAUUUCUGCUCGAUAAUGGCGCUAAAGGGGAGCACGAGACUGGGUUCUCCAAGGCCAUUGAUCUGGCAGAGGCAGAAGUCCAUUUCAGGAUUGCAAAGGUUCUGCGGGCGCAUGUUGAGACUCCGGCGUACCCGGACCUGGCUUAUGGAGAGAGUAGCGAUAGAAUUGCUAUUGGACCUCCUCCAGAUUUUGUAAUAUCGGACGAGACCUUGUAUCAUUUUGAUUUCGGGUUCAUGGAGUAA